Molecule: messenger RNA, 1254 nt
Organism: Lachancea dasiensis
Lineage: Eukaryota; Fungi; Ascomycota; Saccharomycetes; Saccharomycetales; Saccharomycetaceae
Source: the annotation of a GenBank genome assembly
AUGGGCCAAACUACAGACGAAAAACUCGCCAAAUUGGGACAGAUAUUUCCUGAGUAUGAUGAGGCGGGCCUCUUAGAUGUGCUUGUAAGUUGUGACGGAUCAGUUAAGCGCUCAGCCAGAUUUCUCGGGCGUGAUGACAACGAAGCCAAUGUGGUGGGCGGCUACACUGGGGCCAAGCGCUUGAAAUCUCAGCAAACGUUAUCUCGAUUCUUGAAGGGCACGCCAAGCGAAAUCAAAUCGGGCGUUGACCGGCGUCAAGGGAAGGUAAUUGAUCUUCACACAAAGGAUGAAAUAGAAAAAACUUUACGAUACUGCUCCUAUCAUACUGAUGUUCUGCCCAAUGAGCUCGCCGAUGGCUUACUCCGAUCCACCAUGAAUGACCCAGGUUACAAGGCAUCUCAGUUUUAUCUGUUUGGCAACAAAUGCGUUUCCAACCACAAGUCCCGUCUUUUCUUACCGGAAAGCAGGAAAGAGCCUUUUUUUUACAACGGUCACGAAGUUAAAGACUACGGUUGGUACGGCGAUGAGAUGAUGCUCGCCCAAGUUAUAAUAGAAGACUUGGUGAACGUGGAAUUGACUAAAAGAAAGCGUCUUCCGUUCCAAGUCAAACCUGGCGAGUGGGUCGCACAGGCGGCUUUAUCAAAUUCCUAUAACGAAGGCAGUAAUCUUGAUUGGCACUCAGAUCGGAUGACUAACAUCGGGCCGCACCCUGUGAUCGCCUCUCUGUCCCUCGGCUUCUCACGCGAGUUUAGAAUUCGCAAAGGUUAUCCUUCAAAUUCCCAAAUAUACUCUAUAAGACCCAAGCACAACUCAUUGAUCAUAAUGCAUGCUGGUUUUCAGGAAGAGUACAAACACUGUGUACCUUUGAUACCAAAAAGGUCCAAAAUACCAACCGACGAUCUAAACCCGAUAUCACAUACAAAAAGAAUCAACAUCACAUAUCGAAAUUAUUUGCUCAAGAACACUAUAUUCUGCAAGGAUUGUGGAUCCGCCAUGGAUCUACGCCGGAUGUUCAAGGACCCUCAAAAAAGGGGAAGAUACUUUUACCUAUGCAGUAGGAGCUACACGGAAGCCAACGGUUUUAAAGAUGGUAAUGAAUGCAAAGGAUUUUCAUACGCCAACUUCCAGAAUGAUCCCCCUUUAACAGAUAACGAAGACCACUGCUCGUCGUGGAUAGCUGAAGAUGACCAUGAAGCUAUAUAUUUCAGAGAUCAAGCUGACAGAAGUCAGAUGCCUUUCAAAUCAUCCACGUGA